AUGGAACGAACAUUGAUCAGCUCGUCUGAUUCCGCGAGACUUCUUAGUCUUCACGAAGAAGCAGCACGAAAUCACGAGCCAACGGAUCGUCGUGUUUAUCAAACUCUCGAGAAUGUGAAAUGCUCGUGGAAACCCGAUCUUCAACUCCGUUCUUUCUGCUUUCUGUUUCAGAACCUGAAGAACCAGAUCAUGACGACGAACGUUUGGGUGGAACAAGAGUGGAACGAUUACAAGCUGAAGUGGAACCCGGAUGAUUAUGGCGGUGUCGACACCCUCCACGUGCCGUCGGAGCAUAUAUGGUUGCCGGACAUUGUUCUUUACAACAACGCCGAUGGCAACUACGAGGUGACCAUUAUGACCAAGGCAAUUUUGAACCAUACGGGGAAGGUGGUGUGGAAACCGCCAGCGAUCUAUAAAUCAUUUUGCGAGAUCAACGUGGAGUACUUCCCCUUUGACGAGCAGACUUGCUUCAUGAAAUUUGGUUCGUGGACUUACGACGGGUACACGGUCGACUUACGACACCUGGCCCAGUCCGAAGACUCGAACCGCAUCGACGUCGGGAUCGACCUGACCGACUAUUACAUUUCCGUCGAGUGGGACAUCAUAAAAGUGCCUGCCGUGAGGAACGAGGCGUUCUACAUAUGCUGCGAGGAGCCCUACCCCGAUAUCGUGUUCAAUAUCACCCUGCGCCGCAAGACCCUCUUCUACACGGUGAACCUGAUCGUACCGUGCGUGGGCAUAUCUUUCCUCUCGGUGUUGGUGUUUUACCUGCCGAGCGACAGCGGCGAGAAGGUCUCGCUGUCGAUCUCGAUACUGCUGUCGUUGACGGUGUUCUUCCUAUUGUUGGCCGAGAUCAUACCGCCCACGUCGUUAACGGUGCCGUUGCUCGGCAAGUACCUGCUGUUCACGAUGGUACUGGUCACCCUGUCCGUGGUGGUGACGAUCGCCGUGUUGAACGUGAACUUUCGCUCGCCCGUCACCCACCGUAUGGCGAAGUGGGUCCGGGUGGUGUUUAUACAAGUGUUGCCGCGGUUCCUUCUGAUCGAGAGGCCGAAGAAGGAAGACGACGACGAGGAGGAGGAGGAGGUGGUGGUGGGGAGGAACGGCGUCGGUGUCGUCGGCGUGACAGCGGACGGCGAGCCGGUCGACGAGGACGACGACGACGACGACGUCGAGGCGACCAACGGGAAACCGCCCGAGGGCAUGCUCACCGAUGUGUUCCAUGUACAAGAGACUGAUAAGUACGACACGUACUACGGCAACAGGUUCAGCGGGGAGUACGAGAUACCUGCACACGGGCUGCCACCGUCGGCGACCAGGUACGACCUUGGCGCAGUGGCCACCGUGGGCACUGUAGCGCCCUGCUUCGAGGAGCCACUACCCUCGCUGCCACUGCCGGGGGCUGACGACGACCUCUUUGGCCCGGCCAGCCCCGCAUACGUUCACGAGGACGUCAGCCCCACAUUCGAGAAGCCGUUGGUUCGCGAGAUCGAGAAGACCAUCGACGACGCCAGGUUCAUCGCUCAGCACGCCAAGAACAAGGACAAGUUCGAGAGCGUGGAGGAGGACUGGAAAUAUGUGGCGAUGGUGCUCGACCGUAUCUUCCUCUGGCUAUUCACGGUAGUCUGCGUGCUGGGCACGGUGUUCAUUAUCCUGCAAGCGCCGAGUCUCUACGACACCACGAAGCCGAUCGACAUCAAGUACAGCAAGAUCGCGAAGAAGAAGAUGAUGCUGUUGAACAUGGGUUCCGAGGAGGACUAGUCGACGAUCCCGCGCGGCUCCGCGCCGCGUCCACAGCGGCAGCUGCUACGCUGUCAUCGUCAUCGUUGUUGCCACCGUCGUCGACGGCGUCGUCGCCGUCGCCGUCGUCGUCGUCGUCGGCGUCGUCGUCGUCGUUGUCGCCGUUUUCGUCGUUGUCGUCGUCAUUGUCGUUGUCGUCGUCAUAAUCGUCGUCGUCGUCGUCGUCGUCGUCGUCGUCGUCGUCGUCGCUGUUGUCGUUCAGCGGCCGCCGCCCAUCAUCGAAACUGCCGAUUUUCGCGUCGACGUGCAAGAGGACCCUCUCUCGAUCGCUGCUGCCGGAGAUGAUGAAAUCUCCGCGAGGAACAGUGGAAACAAGGAGGCAGAAAUCGCGAAGGCGUGGAUCUUUCCCUCUUGGAACUGUGGACGCGAUCCGAUAUUCGGGUCUCGAUCCCUGGGACUCGUUGAAACGCGAGAUGAGAGUGGAGUGAUUCGCGGGAGGGAAGAGGGAGAGAGAGAGAAAUAUGAGAGAGAAUCGUGUGCACGGACGAGAGUGAUCGGGAUGAGCGUGUGAGAGGGAUGAAACGAGAGAGAGAGAGAGAAAGAGAGAAGGAUGGAUGAAGCGAAUGGGGGUGCGAAAGAGGUGAGAGCGCGAUUGAAUGAGGAGAGAGGAGAGGAUUCGGGGCGGGGGGUUGGGAGGGGGAGGCAAGAGAGAGAGGAGAAAAAGUGCCAAAUACGCGAAACACACGCGCAACGUAUUUUUGUAAAUCUGGUUUCAUACGUAAGGCUAGAGUCGUGCGGCGAGACGUCGAACUGCCCGAACUGCCGAUUUUAUAUAAGAAGACGUUUAAAGAAACAAACACGUACACGUUAUAUACACGCACGCAUAUACGUACACACAAGCCACGAGCAGGAACACGUAUACGAAGGGAUAUAUACGUAUACAUUCGUGAUUCUUGCAUACAUACGCGCACACGCAUACGUACAGGCGACAUCCACACACACACACACACACGUACACACACGGGUUUCACACUUGCGCAGAACGAGCAUGUUAACAUUUAUACGUAACGAAAGAAGCUAAAACAAGAGAAACAUAAGAAGAAGAGGAGGGAGGAGAAGAGGAAGAAAAAGAAGAAAAAAAAAGCAUCAAGGAAAGAAAUGAAUCGUGAGAAAAAACACACGCAUGCACAUCCGUUCGCGGUGUGCGUACGCAAGGUGCACACAUAGGUAUUAUAAAGAGAAAAGAAAAAAAAAAAAGAAUUAUACAUCCAUUACGUGCGUAGAUAUAACUCGACGAUCUCAGUAAACGCGUAUGAGCACACAACGCGAUAUUCAUCCGCAUAUUUCUCGACGCAUCGUAUAAUCACGGGGUGCGCCGCGCUCGCGCGGACACGACACACGCCACACGCACAACCGAGCAUAGAAACGCGAGCUGGAAACCAUAGGGAGAGCUUGGCGCGAGAAACGUACGACGAAGGAGGAUUCUUCGGACUGGAGAAUUGCUGGCAAUGGUAAAGAACGAGACUCGUUGUCGUCGUCGUCGUCGUCGUCGUCGUCGUCGUUGUCGUCGAGCCGGUGAUUAUCGUGCCAGGAAACGUGUGCUGCUCGCUCAAGCAACGAGAGACUCGAAAAAAGAGAGAGAAAAAGAAAGAAAGAGAGCACGAACUGAAAAUUUCCCUCGUUUCUCGCCCAUUCCUUUCUCCAUCUGCAUUUUCUUUCUUUUUUUUUUUUUUUUUUUUUCUUUUCUCUCGUUUUAGCUUAAACUCGAUCGUCGAACGAAGUAAAUGUGGCGCAAACGUGUGUAAUAUCUCCGUCGGAAUAAUUUCUUUUUAAUUCCUCGAACUUUGUUCCUUGUCAUUUUAUCCUCCUGUAAAAAGAAAAAAAUUGUUUAACCGAAAUUAUUCAGUCGAGUCUCGUGGUUUGAAUGUUUAGCACACGGCCUGGUGCGUCGAUCUAGAAUAAUGAAAAAUCAAGCGAUCGAUCGAAUAAUUUUCUCGGCGAGCAAGCUAUUCGUCCAGCAACCGACUCUUUCGUCGUGCGUGUUCUCGACGAAAUAUAACGAGGAGAGAGAGAUAGAAGAAUCGCGAGCAGAGAAGCUCGCAAACAACUGCCAAUUUUAAGAGCAACGGACUUUGAUUGAUCCGAUUCCUAGAAGCGAGCAAGCAUCACCCAGAUAAAAUUAAAAAAGCAAACGAUGUUUUUGUAGCGAGAUCACGAGUCUUUUUUAUUUAUCGAGAUGAAGUUUGAGAUGAUCGUGAAGAGAACUCGGCGAAUUUUCAACCAGUAAAUCGCAGAAAUAUUCGCCAAAUACACACGAAAUCCUGAGAUACCGUGGAGAAACUAAUCAAUUAUCUUCAUUCGUGACUCCAUCGAGUGCGUUCAAAUCUCUGAUGAACUUUGUCUAUCCACUCUUCGUUGUCGAAGAAUCCUUCGACAAGAUUGAAUCUGCAAUUGUCGUUUCCUGCUUAUUUAACUCUUCAAAGAUGAAGACCGAGUUUGUGAUCUUCUCUCGAGUGGAGGAGAUUCACGUAAAAUUCUAUGAAAGUGUUCAACUUUCUUCUUAUUUAAAAUCAAUUCAACUUUUAUUUCACGUGCUGGCAUUCCUCGUGC
Messenger RNA from Frieseomelitta varia, 4350 nucleotides. RefSeq names its product acetylcholine receptor subunit alpha-like 1 (gene nAChRalpha1). Gene Ontology annotation, biological process: nervous system process; chemical synaptic transmission; regulation of membrane potential. The coding region runs from base 1 to 1761 and encodes 586 amino acids. Lineage: Eukaryota; Metazoa; Arthropoda; Insecta; Hymenoptera; Apidae. Gene Ontology annotation, cellular component: synapse; neuron projection; postsynaptic membrane. The transcript has 6 exons. Gene Ontology annotation, molecular function: transmembrane signaling receptor activity; acetylcholine-gated monoatomic cation-selective channel activity. The record is from RefSeq and is a predicted model, not a curated record.